AAUUACAUUAAAUAAACUCAUCAAGUAUUAAAAAAAAAUAAAAAUUAUCAAGCAAAAAUACAAUGUAACUCUAACUCAUCAAAUGCCAAAACCUCAUUAUGCGUAUCUCUUUCUUGCACAUUCAAUCACCAGAAACCUUAAACUAUCUUUCACUGAUCCCUAUCCCAUUUUCUGCACUCAAGCAAAAUAAUGGAAUCAUUUCUUCCUUUUUGACAUUUUUUUGUUUCUAUGCACACUCAUUAGAACAUUCUUAUAUUCUCUUUAAACAAUCCCUUUCUUCAUAAAUUUUCAAAUUCCUUGCUUUUCUUUUCAGCUUCUUUUUCUCUUCUAUAUAAAUCACAGUAACCAACCCUUUCUAUUUCCAUUUCCAACUAACUUAACCGCCACUACAUCCUCUUCCAAAAAUCUAACUCCAAACUCACCAUGUUUAAGAAACUUGGAAGAAAAAUCGAAAGAGAAAUUACAAAACCCUUCAAACAUAAACCCCGACCAAGACCACCACCAUCUCAACCUCCUCCACCUCCACCUCUACCACCACCUCCGUCGCCUCCUCCGCCGCCAUCUCCGCCGCCACCUCAUAAGCAACCAAAUGCUCCAUUUCUCUUCCCUCAAGCUCUCUCCACAAUUCUCCCUGACCCUGCAACUUUCUUUGCUCCAAACCUUCUUUCUUCUCCACUCCCUACAAACUCUUUCUUCCAAAACUAUGUUCUUCAAAAUGGAGACACACCUGAAUACAUUCACCCUUACCUCAUCAAAUCCUCAAACUCCUCCCUCUCCCUCUCCUACCCUUCUCUCAGCUUCAACUCUUCUUUCAUAGCACAGGUUUUCAACCCUGACAUCACCAUCUCUUCCACUGAAAGCAAAACCACCCCAGGCUCUCACUCAAGGCACGUGAUCUCUUCCUUCAGUGAUAUGAGUGUCACUUUGGACAUUCCCUCUUCAAACCUCAGGUUCUUUCUUGUCAGGGGAAGCCCUUUUGUGACAGCAUCAGUGACAUGUCCCACACCGCUUUCCAUCACCACCAUGCAUGCCAUUCUUUCCCUCUCAUCCAAUAACUCCCUCACCAAAUACACCUUGCAGCUCAACAAUGGCCAAACAUGGCUCAUUCACACUUCCUCGCCGAUCAGUUUAAACCAUACCCUUUCUCAGAUUACUUCUGGUGAGUUUUCCGGAAUAAUUAGGAUAGUAAUCUUGCCUGAUUCUGACCCUAAGUACGAGGUAAUCCUUAAUAGGUUUAGCUCUUGUUAUCCUGUCUCUGGGGAUGCAGCAUUCACAAAUCCGUUCUGUGUAAAGUAUACAUGGGAAAAGAAAGGGUGGGGGGAGUUGUUAAUGCUAGCUCACCCUCUUCAUCUUCAGCUUUUGAAUGAUGGUGAAUGUGGUGUUACAGUUCUGCAUGAUUUGAAAUUCAGAAGUAUUGAUGGAGAGCUUGUUGGUGUUGUUGGAGACUCCUGGUUGCUGAAAACCGAUCCGGUUUCAGUUACUUGGCAUUCCACUAGAGGUAUAAAAGAGGAAUUCCAUGAAGAGAUUUUUUCAGUGCUUUCUGAAGAUGUGGAAGCUUUGAAUCCCUUGGGAAUAACAACAACAUCAUGCUACUUUUAUGGGAAGAUUAUAGCAAGGGCAGCAAGGUUGGCAUUGAUAGCUGAAGAGGUGGCUUUUUUCGAUGCGAUACCUAUGAUUGGGAAUUUCUUGAAGGAGAUCAUUGAGCCAUGGUUAGAUGGAACUUUCAGUGGAAACGGUUUUAUCUAUGAUGAGAAAUGGGGAGGGAUUGUUACUAAACAAGGGUCUAAAGAUUCAGGAGCAGAUUUUGGGUUUGGUGUUUAUAAUGAUCAUCAUUACAAUUUGGGGUACUUUCUUUAUGGAAUUGCGGUGCUUGCAAAGAUUGAUCCAGCUUGGGGAAGGAAGUACAAGCCUCAAGCCUAUUCACUUGUGGCAGAUUUCAUGAACUUGGGAAGAAGACCAGACUCUAAUUACACGCGUUUGAGGUGCUUUGAUCUGUAUAAACUGCACUCUUGGGCAGGAGGGUUAACUGAAUUUGCAGAUGGGAGAAAUCAGGAGAGUACUAGUGAAGCUGUGAAUGCAUAUUAUUCUGCAGCACUGAUGGGUCUAGCAUAUGGUGACACUGAACUUAUAGCCACUGGAUCAACACUUGCAGCAUUGGAAAUUCAUUCAGCUCAAAUGUGGUGGCAUUUGGGAGAGGGACAUAAACUGUAUGAGGAAGAUUUUACCAAAGAGAACAAGGUGGUAAGUGUUGUGUGGGCUAACAAGAGAGAUAGUGGACUAUGGUUUGCUCCUGCUCAAUGGAGAGAGUGCAGGCUUGGUAUUCAUGUUUUACCACUCUCUCCUAUUACUGAGGCCUUGUUCUCAGAUAUUGGUUAUGUGAAGGAACUUGUGGAGUGGACAGUGCCCAAUUUGAACAGAAAGUGUGUUGGAGAAGGGUGGAAGGGGUUUAUCUAUGCCUUGGAAGGAACUUAUGAUAAAGAAAGUGCACUACAAAAAGUAAGAGGCUUGAAAGUGUUUGAUGAUGGGAACUCAAUGUCUAAUCUUUUGUGGUGGAUUCAUAGCAGGGGUGAGGUGGAGGAGGAAUUUGGUCAAGGAAAACAAUGCUGGUUUGGCCAUUACUGCCACUGAACAUAUUCUUAACUGUAAACCAUCACCAAGUGUUAAGAAGGUGAAAAUUUUACUGGCUAAUUCUAAAAUCUUUCAGAGGCACCAAUAUUUUAGUGUUCAAGAAUGAGUGUGAAAGUUCAUAAUUAGUAUGAUUGUAAAGAUAGAGUUAAAUGAGAUAUUUUGUGUCAAGUAUGC
Molecule: messenger RNA, 2802 nt
Organism: Vigna radiata var. radiata (mung bean)
Lineage: Eukaryota; Viridiplantae; Streptophyta; Magnoliopsida; Fabales; Fabaceae
Product: probable endo-1,3(4)-beta-glucanase ARB_01444
Exons: 1
Coding region: 424-2628 (734 amino acids)
Molecular function (GO): endo-1,3(4)-beta-glucanase activity
Source: RefSeq, a predicted model, not a curated record